AUGAGGCAGUACAGAAAAAGUAAAUGCCAGAUAGUUUUCAUUGAUGAAACGUGGGUCGACAGUAAUCUAACAUUUAGAAAAUGCUGGCAAAGUGAUACAAUUUCAGGAGCCGAAAUAAAUGUAAAUUCCAAAAAUCGAUUGAUCAUUGUGCAUGCUGGCUCGUCCACGGGAUUUAUUCCUGGCGCUCAAUUAAUUUACAAAGCGUCAACUAAAACUGGUGAUUAUCAUGGCCAAAUGAAUUAUGAAAAUUUUGAGAAAUGGGUGUUGGAAAAACUCAUUCCAAAUUUGCGCCCAAAAAGUGUCGUGUGCAUGGACAAUGCUCCAUAUCACACAAAAGUUGCAAAUCCGACACCUACCAAAUACAGUACGAAGAAAGAAAUGACCGAUUGGCUGAUUAAUAACGGAAUAGAAUGCGAUAUGAAAAUGAGGAAAGCGGAACUGUAUUCGCUAAUUGAUAGGAAUCGCCCUAAAGAAAUCAUAUAUAAAAUUGACAGCAUAAUAAAAGAAAAUGGGCAUUAUGUCUUGCGACUUCCCCCCUACCAUUGCGAUUUAAAUGCGAUUGAAUACGUUUGGUCUUCAGUCAAAAGACUCAUCAAAGAGAGAAAUAUAACAGGAGACUUAAGUUUAGAAAACUUACAGAAUCUGUUGUGCGAUGCUUUGGGCGGAGUGUCUUCCAAGGAAUGGGAGGCUCAUUGCCGUCAUGUGGAAAAACUUGAAAAUUCUUAUUGGGAAAAAGAUGGAAUUUUAGAGGAAGUAGUAGACGAACUGGUAGUUCAAAUUGGAAGUACUGAAUCGGAUUCCGAUUCAGAAGAAACGGAAUCAUGUGACAGUGAUUCAGAAUUUUUUUUAAGAAACUACACAACUGUCACUCGAUCUCUGCUAGUUUUGUCAUUUUAA
Messenger RNA from Argiope bruennichi, 897 nucleotides. RefSeq lists its product as uncharacterized. The transcript has a single exon. Bases 1 to 897 code for a protein of 298 amino acids. NCBI's taxonomy places the organism in Eukaryota, Metazoa, Arthropoda, Arachnida, Araneae, Araneidae. The record is from RefSeq and is a predicted model, not a curated record. Gene Ontology annotation, molecular function: nucleic acid binding.